CCAGAAGCCAAGAAGGGGCGGACAGAGGGUUGGGGGUGGGCAAGGCGCCCAUAAAGCGCCCCUCCUCCGCCCCAGGAGCGAGAUCCGUCCAGGCAGGGAGAGCGCAACGACCAGGGUCCCCGGUUCCCUCCGCAGGUGCGCCGUCGCCACUUCGGAGCCGCAGAAAGAGGAGCCCCGCAGGAUCCCUCCAUGUCCGAGACCGAGGCGCCCACGGAGGCCCCGCCGGCCGCUCCCUCGGAGGCCCCGGCGGAACCGGCUCCGGCUCCAGCUCCCGAACCAGCCAAGGUGGAGCCAGCCCCGGAGCCGCCCCCUGUUGCGCCCGCAGCCCCGGAGCCAACCCGGGAACCAGUCCCGAAGAAGAAGCCCAGAGAAGGAGGUCCCGGUGCCCCCAUGAAUCUGAAAUUGGAUGAUGUGAAUGACGAUUCUGUGACUUUGACAUGGGACGCACCAGAGAAUGUGGGUCCUGCCGGCCUGGAUGGAUACCUGGUGGAAUACUGCAAAGAUGGAACCACAAACUGGGUGGCUGCCAACAACAAGCCCUUCCUUUCUACCCGUUAUGUUAUCCGCAAUCUAACAUCCGGAGAUAAACUCCAUAUUCGUGUGACAUCAGCAAAGGGUGAUGCCAUAAGUGAUCCAGCAACCCUGGAGCAGCCUGUCCUGGUCAGAGAAAUUCUUGAGCAACCCAAGAUCCGGCUACCACGCCAUUUGCGACAAUUGUACUUGAAGACAGUGGGUGAAGUAGUGAACUUGGUGAUCCCUUUCCUGGGAAAGCCCAAGCCACAGGUGACCUGGACCAAAGACGGACAACCUUUGGAUCCCAAGCGAGUGACUCUACGCAACAGUGAUAGAGACUCCAUCUUCUUCAUCCGUCAAGCACAGCGUAUAGAUUCUGGAAAAUAUGAAAUGACUGUUAGGAUUUUGGAUGAAUUAGAAGACAAAGCCACAAUUCAUCUCCAGGUGAUUGAGAAACCAGGUCCUCCUGAGAACCUGAAGCUACUAGAUGUCUGGGGUUUUAAUGUAGCACUUGAAUGGAGCCCACCCAAAGAUAAUGGCAAUGCUGAUAUCUCGGGUUAUACAGUCCAGAAAGCAGACAUGAAGACUAAGCAAUGGUUUACUGUUCUGGAGCACUACAAUCGCACUAACUGCACAGUGUCUGAUCUCAUCAUUGGCAACAGCUACACCUUCCGCGUCUUCUCAGAGAACCCUUGUGGCCUCAGCGAGAAACCUGCUGUCGCCAAAGGGGUGGCACACCUCAAAAAAACAGUAAUUGUGUGCAAAUCAGAGCCGUUCAAUAGCCGAGAUUUCUCUGAACCUCCAAAGUUCACCCAGCCGCUGACUGACAGAAUCACUACCCGAGGUUACAGUACUCAGCUUGUCUGUUGUGUCCGGGGUUUCCCAAAGCCCAAAGUCAUUUGGAUGAAAAAUAAAAUGGAGAUUGGAGAAGACCCCAAAUAUCUUGCCAUCACAAACCAAGGUGUUUGCUCUCUCGAAAUUCGCAAGCCCAGCCCCUUUGAUGGUGGGGUCUACACUUGCAGAGCCGUGAAUCCUUUUGGAGAAGCCUCUGUAGAAUGCAAACUGGAUGUGAAAAUGCCAGAAUGAAGAUGGUACUUUGAACUGGAUGAAGAGCAAGAUAGUGGAAACAUGUACAAACCAUUUUAAAAGACUUUAAUGAAAACUGGCUCAGCCAGAUGUACCAGAUGGAUGUGUUAUCACCAUUUGCUCCUUGGCUUCAACAACUGUAUAUUUGUUAGUUUAUUUAUGAUGUUUAUAUGUUCCUGUAUACUGAAAGGCCCUCAGAGUGAAAACCAACAAUGGUGUACAAUAUGGUAAACAUUUAAAAGGCCUCACAAUCAUUAAAAUGUAAAAUAAA
Molecule: messenger RNA, 1870 nt
Organism: Anolis carolinensis (green anole)
Lineage: Eukaryota; Metazoa; Chordata; Lepidosauria; Squamata; Anolidae
Gene: mybph
Product: myosin binding protein H
Exons: 11
Coding region: 190-1599 (469 amino acids)
Molecular function (GO): protein binding
Source: RefSeq, a predicted model, not a curated record